GGAGAGCCGGGUCGAUUGAAACACGGGACGAUUGAAACACAGCGAUUUACUCGAAAACCACGCAAGGCUUUCACGUCAAAAUUCGUCACUACGUUCAGCAAGCAAGACUGACCAACCCCGGGAAAUUUCAUGUAAUGACGUCACGCCGUUCAGAUGUUAUCCCGCGAACCUGUUUUCGAGAGCUGUCAGAAAAUUUGCCUUUGAGCUGGCAGUCCACUUCAGCUGCCCAUUCCCUGCAUCCUGGUCGAGGAAGAGCAUGGCGGGGAAGGACUGGUUCACCUCCUUCAUGGAGCGCAGUGGCAGCCUCUCCCUUCGGCGUCCAGAGGCCACUAGCCAACAGCGAUUGUCCAGCUUCAACCAAACAAAUGUAAACUUGUUCCACCAAAAUUUAAAGACGGUGCUGGAACGGCACCAGUUCCAGGCCAAGGACAUUUGGAACAUUGAUGAAACCGGGGUCACCACUGUCCAGGUGCCAGACCGUGUCGUCGCCCAGAUGGGGCAGAAGCAGGUCGGGUCAGUGACCUCAGCGGAGAGGGGGACCCUGGUCACAGUUGCCCUGGCAGGCAAUGCGCAGGGCGACCUUGUUCCGCCAUUCUUCAUCUUCCCCCGUAAGCGGUUCAAAGACCACUUCCUGAGGGGUGGACCCGUUGGCUGUGCAGGCAGCGGCAACCCAACUGGCUGGAUGAAGGAGCCAGACUUCCUCCUGUACCUGGCCCACUUCACCAGGCACACCCGUGUGUCCAAGGAGUCGAAGCUGCUCCUCCUGCUGGACAAUCACCCGUCCCACCUGUCAAUUGCAGCAAUUGAUUACUGCAGAGCUAAUGGCAUAGUGCUGCUGUCAUUCCCUCCCCACUGCACCCACAGGUUGCAGCCAAUGGACAUUAGUGUCUUCGGCCCCCUAAAGGGGUACGUAAACAGUGCGGCGGACAGGUGGAUGAGGAGCCACCCAGGGAUCAACAUCUCCAUUUAUGAUGUGCCCUCCAUCGUUGCUGAAGCCUUACCAAAGGCUGCGACAGUGAACAACAUCACCUCCGGGUUCUCAAGUCCAGGGAUCUGGCCUUUUAACCCCUCUGCGUUUGAGGAAAAGGACUUCGCCGGAGCCUAUUCCACAGACCGUCCUCCUCCCCAGGCUUCGGGUGACGAGGUCAGCGCUUCUCCAGGUGCCACUUCAGGCAUGGAUGUACCUGAUCGAGCUGCCGGGCCUGACGAAGCUGUCCGGCCUGAGGGAGAGGCCGUUGAGUUCAGCCCGGACAUCGUCCGGCCUUACCCUAAGGCCGGACCUAGAAAGAUCACAAAGAGAAGAGGGAGAAAGAGGACAACUGCUAUACUUACGGACACCCCGGUGAGGGCUGCUUUAGAGGCGGAAAAGCAGGGAACUGGGAAGCAGCGUCGUCCCGCUAAGCAGCCUCCCUCCUCUCGGGCUCCCAAGAAGAGGCUGUUCUCGCCCGCUCCUGAUGCCGGAGUUGCCACCUCAGCUGCUCCUCCCACCAUCACCUGGCCCGCUGAUGGAGUCAGCCCCACCUUAGGCCUAGUUUGUCCUGUUCCGGAGGCAGCAGAGUUCACCACCAUUGCUGCCUCCACUUCUCCAAUUUAUUUAGGCCUAUCCAGCGAGGACGUCAGCUGCCUCGUGUGCUCCGAGCUCUUCAGCGCCUCGAUGCCUGGGGAAGAGUGGGUCCAGUGUGUCUUUUGUUAUAAGUGGUCGCAUGAGGCUUGCACCGACGGGAGUGCACACUACCUGUGUCACCUGUGUGACAAAGAAUAAAAAUAUUCAGCCUACUA
Messenger RNA from Gadus morhua (Atlantic cod), 1779 nucleotides. RefSeq lists its product as uncharacterized. Gene Ontology annotation, cellular component: nucleus. NCBI's taxonomy places the organism in Eukaryota, Metazoa, Chordata, Actinopteri, Gadiformes, Gadidae. The record is from RefSeq and is a predicted model, not a curated record. The transcript has 5 exons. Gene Ontology annotation, molecular function: DNA binding. The coding region runs from base 257 to 1762 and encodes 501 amino acids.